UUCCUGGUCAUCGCCGCCUCCACUGCAAUCCUCACAGCGUACUUACAAGCUAAACAAGGCAAAGAACGCUUUUUACACAUAUGGCAGCAUCUACAUUUUUUUGCAACUACUUUCAGCAAUUCAAGUUAUUUCCAACCCUCAAUUGCAUGGAUAUAUGAGCUCACGAUUCCCCACCAGAUCAGACAUGAUCUUUGUACCCACUUGAUUAUCACUCAGCGCCAGCGACCUUCUUGUUUCUUUUGUCGAUUCUCACUUCAAUUUUUACACGGUCUAGUUAUUAAAAUAGCAGAUCGGCAAUAUCCUUAAUGUCGAGUCCAUCUUCACGAUUCUUACACCUGCCUCAGAUACCUAUCGAGUCCUUCUGAUUUCAUCCGUAACGGUUCCUUUACUUCAAAUCACCACAAAAACCCUUGCCUUCCGGUUCGAAUCAAAGCUGGUCUCCAACUACCACCCAAUGACCACAUACAUAUCAAACCAUGGCUACCAUUUUGGACAUGGUCGACAAGCCACUGGCUAUCAAGGCUAUGCCUCAAAGCCUCCUACAAGCUUUCGAAAAGGACUAUGGGUUCCACGACCGGGAGCAGUGCGCCAGAGACCGCGUUGUUCUCGUCCGGCAUGUGUCUGUAGUCCGACAUCUGGUCGGUACGCAGAAUCGAGCCAUUGUGGAAGUACCGGGACAGAGUGCGAACGUCCACUUAUUUGAUGCUUCACACGAGGAAUUCGAAAGGAACGACCGUGUAAUUGUUUUCCUUCCUCGAGCUUUUCUCCCACGGGAUGCACACCCAAUAUUCCAGUCCCUAGGGUCAAACUUCACUGUGAAAGGCAAAAUUGGCGUCCAAGUAAAUUACGCCAACCGCAAUGGGCUUUAUAGCCACGGAAUCAUCAAGUCCGUCAGGGACUUUCCGGAGAUUGAAGGUAUACUUGAUGGGCUUAUUGAUUUUUACGGAUGUGAGUUGCAGGCAACUUCGGACCUCAACUCCCUUUUUGAUCUGGAAAAGAUGCUUGGGGUAACGAGGUGGGAAAUCAAACCAUCGCCACAAUCCAUCGGGCCUGCGCCGGGAUUUUACAAAAAGUCGGCAAUGUCGAGGUUGACGGAUUGUCCAAACCUCUUUAAAAAGCCGAAAUACAAGCGGUUUACCUACCAGGAGUCGGUGAAAAUGGACGGGUCCACGAUGGCUGUCUACUUUAUCCCAAAACACUCUCCGUUCUUCAUGACGCUGAAUCCCCUCCCUCAGCCCCAUGGGCCUCAUAUGAUGCUAUCCAACGGCAGGUUUGGCGUCUGUUCCACCAGCAACGACCUGGCAGAACGUGAGGAUUGUCUGUACUGGAAGGUUGCCCUGCGAGCAAAGCUGCCGCAAAUCAUGAACGAACAAAACGUGGACAUGGUCCUACAAGGCGAGCUCGUCGGUGACAGAAUCAACCAAAACCGCCACAACUAUGAGCCGGGUCAACAUGACUUCUUUGCUUUUGACAUUUACGACCAUCUCGACGAGGGCGACUGGCUUCCGGCCAAUGAUGUGGUGGCAUGGUGCAAGAAGUUUGGCGUGAAACAUGUCCCCAUCAAAAAGACAAUUCAUAUCACCGACAUUGCGAAAUGCCACGAAGAUAUACACCAGCGUGCAGACAAGGAAGUCCAGUCAGAUGGGAGCCAUGCAGAGGGCUUGGUGUUCAAGUGCCAGCAGGAGGCGGGACGAAGGUUCAAGGUUCACAAUCGUCACUACUUGAAGCUGCAUGGUUUGAAGUGAUAUGGGGAUCAUAUGGGGUUGGCUAUUUUGGUUUCAUUGCUCAAAAAAGCAGCAUGUCUCUCAUCUCUGCAAGACUGCAACAGAGGAUUAAGAGUAUAAGCUGGAAAUUUUGGGACGGGUCAAAUGAUACGAUACUGGUUAUCUUCAUAUUUUUUUUGAAUGGUCCUAGCAUUCUCUCCAAGAACAAGGGAAUCAGAUAGCUAGCUCUAGAGUUGUGGCGGGCUGAGGCUGGAAUUGAACAUGAAAGGCAGUUGCCAAAAUGGACGCCGACCAUGGUUGCCAGGCUGGUCAAAGAUCCGUAUUUGAGCCAAUUGACCUACUUUGCAAUUCCGUUGCUUUACCCGGAGAUUUGUAUGCGUGAAUUAGAUUUCCAAAAAUAUCCGGGG
Messenger RNA from Pyricularia oryzae 70-15, 2131 nucleotides. RefSeq lists its product as uncharacterized. The transcript has 2 exons. The coding region runs from base 477 to 1745 and encodes 422 amino acids. Lineage: Eukaryota; Fungi; Ascomycota; Sordariomycetes; Magnaporthales; Pyriculariaceae. The record is from RefSeq and is a predicted model, not a curated record.